AUGGUUUUUUUCAAUAAAACUUAUUGAACAAUGGUAAGUAAAAUUUAUUAAUAUGUGAAUAAAUAAAAAUAUUCUUUGCAACGUAUAUAAGUAAAUAGUGCAGCAAAAAGCCUCUAUAAUUCGAAAAGCUUUGGUAAAAAAUUUUUUGAUCUUUCUUUUACCUUUGAUUCUUUUACAAUUAACUGAUUUGACUCAUAUUUUGCUUUGCAGUGGCAGUAAAAAAUGUGGUUUGCGAUAGUUGAAGUAAUUUCUGACAGUCAAAAAGUUUCUUCAAGAUUCAGGUAAGAAAAGUAAGAUUCUUUUUGAAAACUUUAAAUGUAUGAUGUCCAGUUAAAUGUAUUUGAAACCAUUUGCGUCUAUUUUUGUUAGUUAGUUUUCAGGUUAUUGGUACCCGCCUCUUGAGAGAAAGCACAGGGGCGAUACGACCAUUCCGUACAAAGCUCAAAGAUAACAAAUUUUCCUUUAUGAUCUGUGAAAACACAGAGACGUUGUCCCGGCAGCUGAUUGUGAUGCAAUCGGCGGAUUCAAAAAUAUUUCCUGUAACGGACAAACACGUUUGUACACGCUUGAUGCCCCAAACGGACUGUGUCCAUUUUUGCUGUGAAAUGCCUAUUUUUGUGAUCUUAAUCAUGAACGCAAUAAUGAACAGAGUUAACGCCGGGGCUAUUCGACGGGUAUGUUCCGAAAUUCACUGUAAGUACUGAAAGUCUAUAGUUUACGUCACGUAUACUAUAGCUUUUCAGUACUGGCAGUGAAUUUCAGAACGCAGCCGAAAUACCGCAUGGCGUUGGGGCUAUUCGCAUCACCGACAGUGUAGCAGUACCCAACCUAAAAGUGUUAAUAUACACGUGUUGAAAUACGUGAAGCAUUUAAUGCUGAAAAGAACGGUCUUCCUCACCGAUUUAGCUCAAAUUUUGUAACAUUGUGUAUUUUGACGAAAAUGGUGCGGCAUUAUAUACGGAAAAAAAACACAACAGUUAGAGAAGAAAGUAUAAAGCAGGCCAUUGUUGAAGUAAAACAAGGACGAAUGACGAUAAGGCAGGCUGCGGAUUACUUCCAAGUGCCUUCCUCAACGGUGUACCGUCAGUGCAAGAAUAUGGCAGAUGAAAACAUUACUGCAGAAAAUGUUUCUGUUGCACGACCAGGACAUAAACCGAUUUUCAAUGCGGCACACGAGCAGAAUUUAAUGAAUUACAUUCAGAAAGCAUCGGAUAUUUAUUUCGGUCUAUCGCCGAAGGAGAUACGAAAAUUGGCAUUUGAAUAUUCACAACGACAUCAAUUGCCAGUACCAAAAAGUUGGAUGGAUACUAAAAUGGCCGGAGAAGAUUGGUUGGAAAAAUUUACGACACGUCAUCCACGUUUGUCCAUUAGAAAACGACCUACGAGACUCGCCCGUGCCACAAGUUUCAAUCGCACAACAGUAGGAGCAUUUUUCACCCUACUUAAGUCUGUGUACAAUCGUUUAAACCUAGUUCCUCGUUUAAUAUGGGACAUGAACGAAAUGGGAGUUACCACUGUUCAGAGACCUCAAAGAGUCGUCAGCCGGCGCGAUUUCCAACAAAUUGGGCGCAUUACUCCUGCCGAGCGUGGUCUAUUCGUUACCCUGACAGUGACGAUAUCGGCUCAAGGAGAUGUCCUGCCACCCUUUUUCAUCUUUCCGGGACUCCAUUUCAAAUCACACUUCUUGACCGGUGCCCCAACUGGAAGCGAUGGUGCAGUCCACCCAAGUGGUUGGAUGACCGCGGACAUAUUUUUGCAAUUUCUUCAGCAUUUCCAGAGAAACGUGCGUGCUUCGGCAGACAAUCCAGUGCUCCUUCUACUGAAUAACCAGGAAUUCUAUCUGUCCAUCGAAGGAUUGGAAUUCUGUAAAGAGCAUUUCAUAACACUUCUUUCUUUACCACCGUACACCACGCAUAAGUUACAGCCUCUUGAUCGUAGCGUGUUUGGUCCGCUGAAAAAAGCGAUCAAUACUCAUUGCGACCUCUGGAUAACGAACAAUCCAGGAAAAAAGAUGUCCGUACAAAAUAUACCGACUAUUAUUAAUUCAGCGUUACCAUUAGCGGCCACGAGCACAAAUAUCAAAGAGGGAUUUAGUUGUACUGGAAUAUCGCCAUUAAAUCCAGACGUGUUUCAAGAUAAUGAUUUCAGCCAGGUAACCGAUUGUCCUAAUCUCAAUGAUGCUGUAGACACGAGCUCUCAUCAAGGUGAAGAAAUUCCACUAACAAGUAACGCUAGUAACUCAAGGGAUUCAUUUUCAAUCGACAUUAAAGACGAAAUUUUAACCGACGAUUUUAAUGAUGAGAGAACUUGCAAUGACAAAGAUCAAGAUAUGGAUGAAUCGCUUCAGUCAAUUAGACAAUUUCCUAAAGCUCCCACGAGAAAAGCGUCACAGAGAGGACGUAAAAGACAGUCAUCAGAAAUGUUGGCAGGACGUUAUGAAUUUAUUUCCUGUGGAAUAAGCAUAAAGCCGAGAAAAAAAAUUUAGCGAAAAAGAUUAAAAUAAAUGUGAUGUUUAAUAAUACAGUAGAAAAAGAUUCGUUUUUGUAAUUAAUAAUCAUUUAAAAUAAUUUGAAAGAUAAUGUUUAGUUUCUUCUUUUAUUUUCAAUUUUUUUAUUCAAUUUUUUUAUUUGGGCUUUAUAAAAAACACAAGUAUUUAACGAGACAGAAUUAAAAACAUUUUUUUUGUUUAUUUAUAAAUGUUAUAUAUGGAAGAUAAUUUUAUUUUCGUUAGUCGAUAGAAAUAAACAUUUUAUUCUCACUUAGCUUUUAUAUCACUAUGUCCAUAAGUAGAAGAAUACAAAAUAAAAUAAGUUAUAAAAAAUAAUUUGUGAGAAAUAAAAUAAGUUAAGUGGGCCUUAUUUGGCUGAGAUAUCUUAAUAAUUGAAGAGAGUCAAAGAGGAUCUUGUUUAAUAAUAUUUUUGGGUGAAUUUUACAAUUUCCAAUUCAUGCAAAUUAUGCACCGAUUAUUUGAUUUUGAAAUAUGAAGCUGCCUUAAAUUGAAGCUGCAAUAGUUCGUA
Solenopsis invicta (red fire ant) is the source of this 3017-nucleotide messenger RNA. RefSeq lists its product as uncharacterized. The record is from RefSeq and is a predicted model, not a curated record. Gene Ontology annotation, molecular function: DNA binding. The coding region runs from base 941 to 2485 and encodes 514 amino acids. Gene Ontology annotation, cellular component: nucleus. The transcript has 3 exons. NCBI's taxonomy places the organism in Eukaryota, Metazoa, Arthropoda, Insecta, Hymenoptera, Formicidae.